This is a messenger RNA of Aspergillus fijiensis CBS 313.89, 1782 nucleotides long. Its product is annotated as tRNA-specific adenosine deaminase. Gene Ontology annotation, biological process: tRNA wobble adenosine to inosine editing. The coding region runs from base 1 to 1782 and encodes 593 amino acids. The transcript has 3 exons. The record is from RefSeq and is a predicted model, not a curated record. Lineage: Eukaryota; Fungi; Ascomycota; Eurotiomycetes; Eurotiales; Aspergillaceae. Gene Ontology annotation, molecular function: tRNA-specific adenosine-37 deaminase activity; RNA binding.
AUGGGAGAAGAGAAUCCGCAAGAUGGACUCUCAUCGCGAAUCGCCCGCCUUGUCCAUACGCAUUUCGAUGCGCUGCCCGCGCGCAGUAAACCGAUUGUCCGCGAUGAUGGCACCAGAGAGUGGAUUCCGAUGGCGGGGAUGGUGAUUGUCAGGGGCGAAAAUACGACGGAGGAAGAAUUGACUUGUGUGGCGGUUACAUCAGGCGCCAAAUGUCUCGCAGCCUCCCAGCUUCCAAAUUGCAAGGGUCUCGUUCUCCAUGACUGGCACGCCGAGGUGCUCGCUCUCCGGGCUUUUAACUACUGGGUUUUGUCGGAGGUGAGGGGGUUUCUGUUGGGUGAGGAACGCGCUGCUGCUGCUGCUGGUGCUGCUGCAGUCACCGAAAGCUCAUCGCCAUCGCCAUCGCGGUUCAUCCGUCGUCGACACCUCCAGCAGCAACAGCAACCCGACCAACCCCCCUUCGAACUCCACCCGGACCUCAAAGUCUACAUGUGCUGCACCUGCGCGCCCUGCGGCGACGCAAGCAUGGAGCUCACCAUGGCGGCGCAGGAGGAUCCCACGCCAUGGGUGGAGGAUUCCUCUCCUUCAGAACCAGUAUCAUUGUCAGGACCACUACCAGCUUCAGAGGAACCCAAUUUUAUACAAACAACGACAAGGGCACCAGCCGCUGCCCUAUCUUCGACACCCAACCCUCCACCUCACACAACUGCUACAAGUACAGCACCACCACCACCACCACCACCAACAGAUCCCUCCUCAUCAGCAUCGACCAAACCCCCAACAACCCUCCUCGACGGCCGCGGCCACUUCUCGAAGCUCGGCAUCGUCCGCCGCAAACCAGCCCGCGCCGACGCCGACUCCACCAAAAGCAAAUCCUGCUCCGACAAGCUCGCCCUCCGCCAGGUCUCGUCCCUGCUAUCCCCGGAGACGGCGCUGUUGGUCCGCGUCACGGCCAGCGCGUAUCUGGCUGGGGUGGUGUUGCCCGAGACAGAGAUAAGUAAAGUAGGGUGUGAGAGGGCGUUUGGGAGGGAGGGGAGGAUGAAGGGGCUGGUCGGGGGGUAUCUUGCUCCUUGUUUGGCUUCUUCAUCUGAAGGUCGAGAAGUAGAAGAAGAGCAGCGGGAGAAGGAGGACGGGGGGGAUGCUUCCGGCUACCGAUUCCACCCCUUCGAGAUCCUCUCCAUCCCCUCUGCACUGGCCAACUCCCUGUGGCAGUACGGCAAGCCCCGGGACUCGCCGCAGACCGCUGCCACGGGUACCACAAAAUACAAGCCGGGGACCAUCUCGGCCGUGUGGGUGGCCGCGCCCUCCGUUGGGGCCGAUCAGCUGGUUGUGCUGGGGCCCGCCAGCGGAGCCAAGCAGCUGCCCAAGCUGGCGGGGAGUCGGACGGGGCUGUAUGAGAGCAUCAUCGGCGGGGUGAAGCAGGGGAGUAAGGCGUCCGCGCCGGUGGUGCGGGGGGCGUCGGCGCUGUCGCGCGCGCGGAUGUGGGGAAGCUUCCGGGAGGUUGUUCUGGAUGUCCAGAAGAAUCAGGGUCGACAUGAUGGGCGUGUGAGACGCGACGAUGGGCUGGCCCAGGUUGACGAUGAAGGGUUACGGCGGAUUGUUGAUGCAGCUACGUAUGUCGACUUCAAGAGAGCGAUCGCCACUGCCACGAAACCCGGCCAGGCGCGGGCACGGGCUCUGCGAGAAGCGAAGACUGUCCUGGUUCCGUGGGUGCCGAAUGCCGGGGAUGGAGAUUGGGGGUUGGAUGAGUUGGUGGACCCGAAUCCGAAGAAGCGCAAACGGUGA